Magnolia sinica is the source of this 2135-nucleotide messenger RNA. Its product is annotated as L-ascorbate oxidase homolog. Gene Ontology annotation, molecular function: copper ion binding; oxidoreductase activity. The transcript is spliced from 8 exons. Bases 192 to 1814 code for a protein of 540 amino acids. Lineage: Eukaryota; Viridiplantae; Streptophyta; Magnoliopsida; Magnoliales; Magnoliaceae. The record is from RefSeq and is a predicted model, not a curated record.
ACGCGGUUACGCGCCCUUCCUUCUGUACAGCACUUAUUUCUCUUCUCACAAUCUCAUCAUCAUCAUAAUUCAAAAACCCCAUCUUCCCAUUCCCCCUCUGUUUUAAACACCCUCUCCCUUCCUUUUCUCCACCAAAGCUUCCAAAAGAGAGAGAGAGAGCUACUUUCUCAUUUUUCUUCUUCUCGAAAAACAUGCCGCUAAAUCUAGCGGCCCUCCUUGUGUCCUUAUUCUCGAUCUUGACCGUCGGUUACGGAGAAGAUCCUUACAGGUUCUUCACUUGGAAUGUGACUUACGGUGAUAUUUACCCACUUGGGGUCAGGCAACAGGGAAUUCUAAUAAAUGGGCAAUUCCCGGGGCCUGAUAUCCACUCAGUUACCAAUGACAACCUCAUCAUAAACGUUUACAAUAGCUUGACUGAGCCCUUCCUCCUUUCAUGGAAUGGAAUUCAACAGAGGAGGAAUUCAUGGCAAGACGGCGUUUACGGGACUAACUGUCCAAUCCCACCUGGAAAGAACUUCACAUAUAUGCUUCAAGUGAAGGAUCAGAUCGGUAGCUUCUACUACUUCCCAUCUCUCGCCUUCCACAAGGCAGCUGGCGGGUUUGGAGGGAUCAGGAUCCUCAGCAGACCCAGGAUUCCCGUACCUUUCCCCGAUCCAGAUGGAGACUACACCAUUCUCAUCGGAGACUGGUACAAGACUAAUCACACGGCCUUGAAAGCCAUACUCGACCGGGGUAAAAGGCUUCGUUUUCCAGAUGGCAUUCUCAUCAACGGUCGUGGCUCAAAUGGUGUAUCUUUCACCGUUGAACAAGGAAAAACUUACAGAUUCCGUAUAUCAAAUGUGGGAUUGCAAAAUUCUCUCAACUUCCGCAUCCAAGGCCACAAGAUGAAGUUGGUUGAAGUGGAAGGCACUCACACUGUCCAAACUACGUAUUCAUCCCUCGACGUUCAUGUGGGCCAAUCAUACUCUGUCCUGGUGACUGCCGAUCAGCCGGGCCAAGAUUACUACAUUGUUGUAUCCAGCCGUUUCACCAACCCUAUUCUUACCGCCACAGGUGUUCUUCACUAUAGUAAUUCUGCUGGCCCAGUCUCAGGCCCACCUCCAGGUGGACCUACCAUUCAGAUCGACUGGUCUCUCAAUCAGGCCCGCUCCAUCCGGACUAAUCUCACAGCCAGCGGGCCUAGGCCAAACCCACAGGGUUCAUACCACUAUGGUCUCAUCAACACCUCUCGAACCAUUGUCCUAGCCAACUCAGCUGGCCAAGUUAAUGGCAAGCAGCGAUACGGAGUAAACAGCGUCUCAUUUGUCCCAGCUGACACUCCCCUCAAGCUCGCCGACUUCUUCAAGAUCGGAGGUGUAUUCCGCAUCGGAAGCAUCUCCGAUAAGCCCACGGGUGGAGGUCUCUACCAAGACACUUCUGUCAUGGCAGCUGACUUUAGAGCCUACAUUGAAAUCGUGUUCCAAAACAAGGAAAACAUCGUUCAGAGCUGGCACCUCGACGGAUAUUCCUUCUUCGUCGUCGGGAUGGAUGGAGGGCAGUGGACAUCUGCUAGCAGGAACGGUUACAACCUUAGGGAUGCAGUAUCCCGUUGCACCACCCAAGUCUACCCCAAGUCAUGGACUGCAGUGUAUGUCCCACUCGACAAUGUCGGGAUGUGGAACCUGAGAUCAGAGUUUUGGGCACGCCAGUACCUAGGGCAACAGUUCUAUUUACGUGUUUACUCACCGGUAGAAUCUAUAAGAGACGAGUAUCCAAUCCCAAGGAAUGCCCUUCUCUGUGGCCGGGCGGCGGGCCGCCACACCCGGCCACUCUAAAACUGAUGCAGAUGUUCAAAAGAGUUGGGGUAAUUCCACUCAAGUAAGGUGCCAGCACUGAGGUAGGAGGUGGGUGGGCCCCCCUAAACACCAAGAGAAAGAUAUGAUUAUCACAUGUUAUUAAGCUUUGAAACGUGUUAUAUUGUAGUAAUGGUAAAUGACCCCAUCUCAGGGUCACAUUCUUUUCUUUUAGAAGGUAAGUGAAUCCCAAACAUUAUUUAAGUAUGAAUUAUUAUGAAAAAUGUAGAGCAAUUCAAAUAUUUCUACUUGUUUCUUUCUUCAAGGUUGAAUGGAAUAAAAAUGUCUUGAAUGGUUUUCAUC